AUGGGAUACACACAUCUGACACCUGAACAGCGAGAGCAGUUCCUUCAAAAUGGAUGGAUUCGUAUCGAAAAUGGCGUCCCAAAGGAGAACAUUGAGCGCUUCCUGGAGAACAUAUGGGUGCGCCUUGGCUUUGAUCCCGACGAUAAGGCGACCUGGUUAAAAGAGAAGAUCCAUAUGCCCAGGCAUCGCGAGAUCUCUACGCCUGAAUUCAUGCCAAAGGCAUGGGGCGCCAUCUGCGAGCUUUUGGGUGGUGAGGACCGGAUCGACCGCACACUUUUUGAGAGUUGCGGAGACAGCCUCAUCGUAAACCUCGGAUGUGAGGAAUGGGAAAAUCGUGAUAUUGAGCCUAAAGACUUGGGAAAUUGGCACAUUGAUGGCGACUGGUUCACUCAUUAUCUGGAUUCUGGCGAGCAAGCUCUUGAGGUUCUCAUUUUGUAUAACGAUAUCAAGCCCAAGGCUGGCGCUACAUGGAUUGCGCCUGAUGGCAUCAAGAAUGCUGUUCGUUAUUUGUAUGAUCAUCCUGAAGGCGUCGAUGAGUUUUCCCAGGAUCCCGAUGGAAGCCGUAGUGUCUGUUCUAUUCAAACGUGCGAUCAGUUCGUCGAGCUCACUGGCAAAGCUGGUGAUGUCAUUCUCAUGCACCCUUUCAUGCCACACUCUGCAUCCAAGAAUCAUCUGCGCAUUCCUCGUUUCAUCACAAAUCCGCCCGUUACCUUGAAGGCACCUUUCAACUUGAACAGGGAGAAUCCGAAAGAAUACUCCCUUAUAGAGCAGAAAAUUCUAAACACUCUCGGCGUGGAAUCGCUUCCCGAUUGGAAGAUCACCGGAGCGCGCCGACGUUACACACCUCGAACACGUGCGGGGAAGGAUUCGAUGAUAAUCCAGGAGGUUGAGAGGUUGAAGACGCAUGCUUUGAGGACCGGUGGCGUGGUCGACAGCAUGCAUAUCAAUGGUCCUGUCCCAUACCAGGUGAUCGUUGGUUGA
Messenger RNA from Heterobasidion irregulare TC 32-1, 981 nucleotides. RefSeq lists its product as uncharacterized. NCBI's taxonomy places the organism in Eukaryota, Fungi, Basidiomycota, Agaricomycetes, Russulales, Bondarzewiaceae. The transcript is spliced from 9 exons. Bases 1 to 981 code for a protein of 326 amino acids. The record is from RefSeq and is a predicted model, not a curated record.